Molecule: messenger RNA, 1728 nt
Organism: Alnus glutinosa
Lineage: Eukaryota; Viridiplantae; Streptophyta; Magnoliopsida; Fagales; Betulaceae
Product: cytochrome P450 98A2
Exons: 3
Coding region: 62-1615 (517 amino acids)
Molecular function (GO): oxidoreductase activity, acting on paired donors, with incorporation or reduction of molecular oxygen; iron ion binding; heme binding
Source: RefSeq, a predicted model, not a curated record
UCUUAUAUAUCAACCUCUCUCCAACCAUUUUCUUCCCUCGAGCCUAUAAGGAAUAAACUCCAUGCCUUUCUCUCUAUCUUCUCCUCCAAUGUCUCUCCCUUUAAUACCCAUCUCACUUAUCGUACUCCUCCUUGCAUACAAGCUCUACCAGUGGCUGAGAUUCAAGCUCCCACCGGGGCCUCGCCCGUGGCCAAUCGUCGGCAAUCUGUACGAUAUAAAGCCGGUGAGGUUCCGGUGCUUUGCCGAGUGGGCACAGGCGUACGGUCCCAUCAUAUCGGUGUGGUUCGGGUCCACGUUGAACGUGAUCGUGUCGAACUCGGAGUUGGCUAAGGAAGUACUCAAGGAACAUGACAUGCAACUGGCUGACAGGCAUAGAAGUAGGUCGGCUGCUAAGUUUAGCAGGGAUGGGAAGGACCUUAUAUGGGCGGAUUAUGGACCUCACUAUGUUAAGGUCAGGAAGGUUUGUACCCUUGAGCUUUUCUCCCCAAAACGGCUCGAGGCUCUUAGACCCAUCAGGGAAGAUGAGGUUACAGCCAUGGUUGAAUCCAUUUUCAAGGACUGCACCAAUCCUGAAAAUAAUGGCAAAAGUUUGUUGGUGAAGAAAUAUUUGGGAGCAGUGGCAUUCAACAACAUUACAAGACUGGCAUUUGGGAAGCGAUUUGUGAACUCAGAGGGCGUAAUGGACGAGCAAGGGUUAGAAUUCAAGGCAAUCGUGGCCAAUGGGCUGAAGCUCGGCGCAUCCCUUGCCAUGGCGGAGCACAUUCCAUGGCUUCGUUGGAUGUUUCCGCUAGAAGAAGAGGCAUUUGCCAAGCAUGGGGCAAGGAGGGACCGACUUACUAGACUUAUCAUGGAAGAGCACACCCAGGCACGUGAGAAGAGCGGUGGUGCCAAGCAGCAUUUUGUUGAUGCCUUGCUUACUUUGAAGGACGAAUAUGACCUUAGCGAGGACACCAUCAUUGGACUCCUUUGGGACAUGAUCACCGCGGGAAUGGACACCACCGCAAUCUCGGUAGAAUGGGCUAUGGCCGAGCUGAUCAAGAACCCAAGGGUGCAACAAAAGGCUCAAGAGGAGCUAGAUCGUGUUAUCGGAUUGGAACACGUGAUAACAGAAGCCGAUUUUACUAAUCUCCCAUACCUACAAUGUGUGGCCAAAGAGUCGCUACGGUUGCACCCUCCAACCCCAUUGAUGCUCCCCCAUCGAGCCAACGCCAAUGUCAAGAUUGGUGGCUAUGACAUCCCUAAGGGUUCAAAUGUUCACGUUAAUGUUUGGGCUGUGGCACGCGAUCCAACGGUGUGGAAGAACUCGAUGCAGUUCCGCCCUGAGCGGUUCCUUGAGGUGGAUGUUGACAUGAAGGGCCAUGACUUCCGGCUACUUCCAUUUGGUGCGGGGCGGCGGGUGUGCCCUGGUGCACAACUUGGUAUCAAUUUGGUCACGUCCAUGAUUGGUCACCUAUUGCACCAUUUUGUUUGGACACCACCUGAAGGGGUCAAACCAGAGGAGAUUGACAUGUCAGAAAAUCCUGGAUUGGUUACUUACAUGCGGACCCCGUUACAAGCGGUGGCCAAUCCGAGGUUGCCAUCGCACUUGUACAAACGUGUGGCAGUGGACAUGUAAUUUUUCUUUUGUUUGUGUCUUUAUUUCUCUUUGCGUUUUGAUAUAUUACGAAGUUGUGAUAAAAUUGUAAUUCUGGUGAGAUUAUAAAAAGAAAAUUAUUAUUUUCUUGUGUA